AUGGGAAGUAAAACCAUUCAGACCGCCCUAUCCCCGGAAUUCAAAAUUACGACAGGAGGGAAACAGAUUUUGGCCAAUGCUUUACAUCGUGGAGUAUGGAGUGAUCCCCUGUGUACCAAAAAGCUGAAGACUGCCUGCUUCGCCCAGCUUCCACAACAGCCUAUGUCGCGGUGGUGGAUUAUGUGUGUUCGGAUAUUAUAUGUACGUAGGGACGGCUUGCUUGGUCCAGCACCUACAUCAGCCGAUGUGCCGAUGAUGAAAAAAGGAAAGAGAAGACAGUAUAUCCGGAUAGUUGUUUUCACUUGUAUUUUUCUCCUUAAAAAGGCAUAUGUCUGUGACUCAGAUUCUUGCAAAGCAUCAAAACCAACACUAGCUAUUGUACCCGCUUGUCCACAAAACCCAAAAGAACUACAAACGGCUAAGGACAAAAAGGAUUGUGAAAGUUUAGCAAAAUUGCAAAACUGUUCAAAACCUGAGGACUUUGUUUAUCAUUGCCUUCUCAGUACAACAAAAGACAAGCUGUACGAAGUAUGUGCUCCAGCAAUUUACUCACCCGGAUAUUGUAUCGGAUAUGACAGCUUCAGUCAAGAUAUCCAGGUAUUAUUCACAGAACGCUGCACUUCAAGUAGCUGCUCCAAAACAUUUUUCUCCGCAGACAUAUUUAACUAUUCUUUUUGCCAAAAGAUGUUGCGAAGCGUGGAAAAGACUGGUAUGUCCCCUCCACAUACCCUAGACAGAAGAAAUGAAGGAACGUCCUCGUCAGGUUUGUAA
This is a messenger RNA of Saccostrea echinata, 771 nucleotides long. RefSeq lists its product as uncharacterized. The transcript is spliced from 7 exons. The record is from RefSeq and is a predicted model, not a curated record. Bases 1 to 771 code for a protein of 256 amino acids. NCBI's taxonomy places the organism in Eukaryota, Metazoa, Mollusca, Bivalvia, Ostreida, Ostreidae.